AUGGCUGCUCCUGUUAUUGCUGACCUGCACAAGCCUCGGCCUUACACCCCCAGCCUCUGGGGCGACUUCUUCCUCAACCACAGUCCAUGCACUCCAUCACAGUAUUCGGCUAUGAAGGACAUGGCAAGUAUCAGAAAGGAGCGGGUGAGAAAGAUCAUCUUGGCCGCCAUAUCUUCUUCUGAUUUACCUAUGAAGCUGGAGCUUGUCGACAUGCUGGAACGGACUGGCGUGGCCUAUCACUUUGGCAAAGAGAUCCAAGAGUUACUAUGUGGCAUGCAAGGUGACGAACAAGGCUUUGGUGACGACCUCCACAUAACCGCGUCGCGGUUCUAUUUGUUGAGGAAGCAUGGGUACCACGUCUCUCCUGAUGUGUUUCUGAAGUUCAGAGAUGAUGGAGGAAACUUUGCAAGUAAUGAUGUGAACUCAUUGUUGGCACUGUACAAUGCGGCCUAUCUUAGGACUCGUGGGGAAGAAGUGUUGGAUGAUGCUAUUAUUUUCACCAAGAGCCGUCUACAAUGCAUGUUAGAACAUCUAGAACCGUGGUUGGCAGAAGAGGUCCGGUGUACACUGGAGACACCUAGUUUCAGGAGAGUUGAGAGAGUGGAAACUAGACGUUACGUCCCGGUGUAUGAGAAGAAGUCAACACGAGAUGAAGACAUAUUGGAGUUUGCUAAGUUUGACUUCAACAUUUUGCAAACACUCUAUUGUGAGGAGUUGAAAGCUCUUACUAUUUGGUGGAAAGGCUUCAAAUCACAAAUGGAUAUAAAAUUUGCACGAGACAGAAUGGUGGAGCUACACUUUUGGAUACUUGGAGUUAUCUAUGAGCCGCAAUAUUCCUAUUCACGUGUAAUGCUAACAAAACUGCUCGUAUUUGUGUCGUUAUUUGAUGACUUAUAUGACAACUAUAGCACCACAGAAGAAAGCAACAUCUUCACUGCAGCCAUGGAAAGGUGGGGUGAACAAGCUGCAGAGAAUUUACCAGCAAACUUGAAGGCAUUGUACAUCAACAUACUUAACACUACAAAUGAUAUCGAGGAAGAGUUAAAGCAUCAGAAAAAUAAGAAUGCUGAAUUGGUAAAAGAUUUGGUAAUCCACGUGGCCAAAUGCUAUCACGCUGAGGUGAAAUGGCGUGAUGAACACUACGUACCAACUAGUGUUGAAGAGCAUCUGCAAAUUUCAGUGCGCAGCAGUGCUUGUAUGCAAAUAAUAAGCUUUGUAUUUAUUUCGCUGGGUGAUGUGACUACAAGAGAGGUUCUUGAGUGGGCUUUAACCUAUCCAAAAAUUAUCAGAUCUGUAUGCAUUGUUGGGCGCAUUGGCAAUGACAUGGUGUCACAUGAGCGUGAACAAAUAUCACAACAUGUGACAUCCACGGUGCAAACUUGUACAAAAGAGCACGAGAUAACAGUAGCAGAAGCCAAUGAGAAGCUCAAGGUGAUAAUUGAAGAAGCAUGGAUGGACAUAGUCCGCGAAUGCCUCCACAAAAAACAGCCAAUGGUGCUUCUAGAGAAGGCAACCGAUCUUGCCUGGACAAUGGAUUUUAUGUACAAGCGUGAAGAUGCGUUUACCCUCCCGUCUAGUCUCAAAGAGACCUUAACUUCACUUUAUGUGAAUUACAUAUGA
Triticum dicoccoides is the source of this 1620-nucleotide messenger RNA. Its product is annotated as (E)-beta-caryophyllene synthase-like. Gene Ontology annotation, molecular function: terpene synthase activity; magnesium ion binding. NCBI's taxonomy places the organism in Eukaryota, Viridiplantae, Streptophyta, Magnoliopsida, Poales, Poaceae. The transcript is spliced from 7 exons. Gene Ontology annotation, biological process: diterpenoid biosynthetic process. The record is from RefSeq and is a predicted model, not a curated record. The coding region runs from base 1 to 1620 and encodes 539 amino acids.